Messenger RNA from Colletotrichum orchidophilum, 1479 nucleotides. RefSeq lists its product as uncharacterized. The transcript has 3 exons. NCBI's taxonomy places the organism in Eukaryota, Fungi, Ascomycota, Sordariomycetes, Glomerellales, Glomerellaceae. The record is from RefSeq and is a predicted model, not a curated record. Bases 1 to 1479 code for a protein of 492 amino acids.
AUGCUCAUUGCCAAGAAAAUUGCCACCACUUCCUCGUUGGAAGAAGCUCAUAGCUCUGACAAUCGAGUCAGCAAGCGAGCAGGCAGGGGCCUUUGCGACUUUUUCGUCGGUUUCCAAGGGUACUGCCAAGCCUACUCAGGUGUUGUGCAGCUCAUGGGCGGCCUCGAUCAGAGUUUUGUGACGGGUGCUCUCCAAGUAUUAGGGCUCUUUCUGGUGGUUGCUGUGAAUAAAAGAGAAACAGAAACGAGAAUUCAUGGCAUGAUCAAGACGUUGACCUCCGAGUACGCAAGAAUCCGAAAGAUUGUUGGGAUUUACAGCAGUAGCAUCAUAUUACGAGAAUGUGUUGCUACUGUUUACCGUCUCGGUAUCGAAUUCCUGCGAGAGGCAACUGUUUAUUACUCUUACGGUUCCUGGAGGAGGCUUUGGCAUGUGAUAUCCAGCCCGCCACACAUCGAUCUGGACGCCAAGAUAUCAGAUUUACGAAGCGCCAUUGACGAACUCGUCAAGGAGCGUGAUGUUGAGGCUCACUUGCGCCUUGGUAGAGUGGAGAGCAAAAUAAAUGCUAGCCUUGAGCAAACAAAACAUGAGAGAUCGGAUGCCAGACUUGAAAAGAUCCGCACACUUCUGGAUCUUCCUCGCACGAACGCUUCCAAUCAGCUGAAGGCCUUUGCCUCCUUACUCGAAACUGAGUUCUCUCACCUUAGGAAACUACCUCCUUUCCAAGUGGAUGCUUUAACGUCCAAUAUUUCAUUCAGCGGUUGGUUGGAAGAAGCAGCCCACAUCAAAUCAUCGACUUUCCUCCUCAUCCAGGGCCGAACUAUCGCUCCCUGGGACUCCCCUCUAGCAUGGGCAUCUCAGGCCACUGUAGAGGCUGUGCGGCUUUUGCAAGACAAGCAAGCCAUCUCUGCAUGGUACCUUUGCAAGUCAGACAGUACACAAGAACCUGGUAGCACAAAUCUUCAUCCGGUCCCGACUGCCGCUCUUGUCCUCCUUUCUCUCGGUUACCAGCUAUUAGAAACGACGUCCGCAGGCCGAGCGGUACUUGCAGAAUCAAGUAGCCCGGACUCCGAGCCUCAUAUCCGUGAUCUCCUGGACAAGGUGCAAACUUGUCGGUCAAUGGUUGAAACCCGUAAGGCCGGAAAGGGCCACGUGGCGGCAAUAGAUUGCUCAAAGGCUGCAAUGGCGUUUCUGCGAGCAUCUAUUGCUUCCAUUGCGCAGAACACAUGUAAAUUGCUCCCCGAUCCGGGACAAGUUGUAUUCCAUCUGGCGGUAGAUCGAUUCGAGGUUCUGCCACAGCACGAUACUUUGCUUCUGGAGCCUUUGAUGGACUUAGUACAGAGGCCAGAGCCGGGGACAGCUGUGAAGGUCAUAGUAGUUGGAGAACGCCAGUUCGGAGGGGACUCCAGAGUUUCCGAGUUUGUCGCAAAUUAUCAAGAUAGCUCUGCGUGGAAAGCGAUUGAGCUAGAUCAAGGGAGUUGA